UGUUCUGGCCGCCAUGGAGACCCUGUCCCAGGACUCUCUGCUGGAAUGCCAGAUUUGCUUCAACUACUACAGCCCCCGCCGGCGGCCCAAGCUCCUGGACUGCAAGCACACUUGCUGCUCUGUGUGCCUGCAGCAGAUGCGGACCAGCCAGAAGGACCUGCGCUGCCCCUGGUGCCGCGGGAUCACCAAGCUGCCGCCCGGGUACUCUGUGUCGCACCUGCCCGAUGACCCCGACGUGAUUGCCGUCAUUGCGAUCCCCCACACCUCGGAGCACACCCCCGUCUUCAUCAAACUCCCCAGCAACGGGUGCUACAUGCUGCCCUUGCCCCUCUCCAAGGAGAGGGCCCUACUGCCGGGAGACAUCGGCUGCCGCCUCCUGCCCGGCAGCCAGCAGAAGUCCCUGGCAGUGGUGACGAUCCCGGCGGAGCAGCAGCCGGAGCAGGGCGGCCUCCCCGCCGAGGGGGGAGCGGAGGAGCCGGACCGGAGAGGCGUUGUCAAAAGCUCCACCUGGUCGGGGGUUUGCACUGUGAUCCUGGUGGCCUGUGUCCUGGUCUUUCUCCUGGGCAUCGUCCUCCACAACAUGUCGUGCAUCUCCAAGCGCUUCACGGUGAUCUCCUGCGGCUGAGGGGUUGCGCUCCCACUGGGAGUUGGGUUGGGGCGGUGGUGGUGGUGGUGGUGGUAUCGAGCAAGACAGUUCACCGCAGCUUCGCCCAG
Molecule: messenger RNA, 714 nt
Organism: Eurypyga helias (sunbittern)
Lineage: Eukaryota; Metazoa; Chordata; Aves; Eurypygiformes; Eurypygidae
Gene: RNF152
Product: ring finger protein 152
Exons: 1
Coding region: 14-625 (203 amino acids)
Biological process (GO): apoptotic process; negative regulation of TORC1 signaling; cellular response to amino acid starvation
Cellular component (GO): lysosomal membrane; lysosome
Molecular function (GO): ubiquitin protein ligase activity
Source: RefSeq, a predicted model, not a curated record